UGUUAUGAACAAGCGUAGAGAUUUUGAGUGUCUUAAUUUGUAAGAAAAUAAGUAAAAUAAAAAACAGACCAUACAAAUAAAUGUAAAUUCUUAUUAAUGUAAAUUAUUCAUUUAAAGUUUUUCCAGAAAACGGACAAAUAUUGAUAUUUAUGAAAUUGGAUUAAAAACCCAGAGAUUACCACCACAAAUGUAAAGAUCUGUUUAUUUACAGGUUAUUAGAAAUCAAACAAUAAAGCAGGGCAUUGGUGAGGAAAAAAAUGAAUACAAGAUGGCAGAAAUCAUACUACUAAUAUUAAUUAUAUUUAGGUAUGCAAUUGUGUUACAUGUAAAGAUUAUUAAAACACAGCAUGCAGUCCACACAGAUACUAUGUUAGAGUUGUAUAUUUAGAUGUAAUUUAAAAAGUAAUCAAAGCAGGCAACCAUGGCAAAGAAAAACAUUUAAUCAAAUAACGGCAGUAAACAAUAUUUUCAAUACUGUUCAUUAUAUGAUUAUCCAUCCAUCCAUUCCUUUUCUCCUCACAAGGGUCGCGGGCGUGCUGGAGCCUAUCCCAGCUGUCAUCGGGCAGGAGGCGGGGUACACCCUGAACUGGUUGCCAGCCAAUCGCAGGGCACAUACAAACAAACAACCAUUCGCACUCACAUUCACACCUACGGGCAAUUUAGACUUUCCAAUUCAUGCAUGUUUUUGGGAUGUGGGAGGAAACCGGAGUGGCCACCGUGCCGCCUUAUAUGAUUACUAAUUUGUUAAUAUAGUUGUAGCUGAAUAAUUAAAUGUUAUUUGACAAACUGUGUAAUGACAAUAAAGAUGCAAAUUAUUUAAAAAGAAAAAAAAUAGAAAUGAAGCAAGCCUUUUCACUGCACUGUCUGCCAUAAAACUAAAUGCAAAAAAUAUAUUCUUUCAAUUAAUACUGAUUUUGCAAUUACUUCAUUAUUUUGUUUAUAUAUAUUCGCUGUCUUUGCCGACAUUGUUGUAGUUUUAAAAAAGUAAUUAAAAAAAAAAAAAAAGACGUCCAAAGAUUGACAGCUGUGCGUGCGUGCGCGAUCACGUCCUGUACGUCAACGUCAUCCGUGACGCAAUUGCCCUUCCGAUCCGACGAAAUCCCAGCGGCGGCGCGCGCGCUCCCACACGGCGGUGAAUGGGGGCAGUCCAACUCAAAUCGAGAAAUUAGUCCCUUGUCUCUUCGCUCUACACGCCGGUAGUUUACACUCGCCCUGCGCCACCACCGGGCACCAGCUAGCACGGUAGCUCGCCCCGAUAAGAGGGAAAAGAAAAGAAAAGAAAAAAAGUCCACCGUCGAGUUCGGGCCAGCGUGUCGUCGCCUUCCUUCGCAGCCGAGUGAAGCAGCGAAGCGACGGGUGGAGCUGCGCGUGAGAGUGUGUCCAGGAAUGAGCAAUGAUGGCCGGCUGUGCAGCAGAGGAGAAAACCUUCCGACGGUUCCUGGAGCUCUUUCUCCGGGAGAUGAGCCCUCCUCUGCAGGACAGCGACCCGCUGCCCUGUCGCCCCUUGACGGACCUGGUGUGCGAGGACGAGGUGGAGGGGGAAUGCCUCGAUUUGUGUCUGCAGCACCUCUACAAAUAUAACUGCCCGUGCUCGCUGGCGGCGGCCUUGGCCAGGGCAACGUCGGACAGCAUCCUACAGAGCGACCUCACCAUCCACCACCUCAUCAAGAGCGUGGAAGAUGGCGUUGGCCCUUUACCACAGAUCGAGGCGGUCAAGUUGGCGCGGCUCAUCUUCAACCGGCUCUUCGAGACGUGCGGCGCGUGGACCAAGGAGCUGCCCUACCGCCGCCGCCCGCAGCCCUACUACGAGACGUCCAUCCACGCCAUCAAGAACAUGAGGCGCAAGAUGGAGGACAGGCACAUCAUCAUCCCUGACUUCAACACACUCUUCAACAUUCAGGAUCAGGAAGAACAGGCAUUCUUUGCCGUGUUUGACGGACACGGUGGUGUGGAUGCCGCCAUUUACGCCGCCAACCAUCUCCACGUCAACCUGGCGCGCCAGGACUCUCUAAGCCAGGACCCCGGCGAAGCCCUCCGUCGCGCCUUUAAAAUCACAGACGAGCACUUUGUCAAGAAAGCGUCACGGGAGAACUUGCGCUGCGGCACGACGGGCGUGGUGACGUUCCUCCGCGGUCGGACGUUGCACGUGGCCUGGCUGGGAGACUCCCAGGUCAUUCUGGUCCGCCGGGGGGAAGUGGUGGAGCUGAUGAAACCGCAUAAACCAGACAGAGAGGACGAGAAGCAAAGGAUCGAAGCUCUGGGAGGCUGCGUGAUCUGGUUCGGGACCUGGAGGGUUAACGGCAGUCUGUCGGUAUCCAGAGCCAUAGGCGACUCGGAGCACAAACCCUACAUCUGCGGAGACGCCGACCACGCCGCCUUCCCGCUGGACGGCUCGGAGGACUACCUGCUCCUGGCCUGCGACGGCUUCUGGGACACGGUGAGUCCGGACGAGGCGGUCCGCGUGGUGAGCGACCACCUCCAGGAGAACACCGGCGACACCGCCAUGGUGGCGCACAAGCUGGUGGCCUCGGCCCGCGACGCCGGCUCCAGCGACAACAUCACCGUCAUCGCCGUCUUCCUGCGGGACCCGCGCACCCUGCCGGCGCCCGCCAGCACUGAAGAGGACGAGGACGAGGGCGCGACAGAGGCCGAGGCGGAAGAGGAGCCCGUGGCGGAGGCGGAGGAGGAACCAGAAGAGGAGGAAGAAGAGGAGGCGGCUAGGGCGGAGCGAGGCGGAGAGGGGGGCAGCGCAGCGGACAACGGGGGGAAAAGCCGCGGCGGCUGGCCCCUGCAGCAGUGCUCGGCCCCCGCCGACCUCGGCUACGAAGACCGGACGGACUCCUUCACGGACAGAACCAGCCUCAGCCUAGUGGGGCCCGCGCUGGGGGGCCGCAUCCCUUUCGUCCGGGGCUCGCGCUUCUUGGAGAAACACCCGCUGAAGCGCAGGCCCCGCCGCACUUUCACAGACCCACUGGGGCCCCAGACCGCCUCACUGUUCAGCCGGGUCCUCAGGCCAAGUCGCAGGUUCGCCGGCCUCAGGUGGCGCCAUCGAUUCGCCGAGCCGCUAGAUUGCGCACCCCUCUACGCCAGCCGGAGACCUGGCGUGGGCGCGCCCCGACUGCCCCGCGACGCCGCCAUCUAAUGCGGGCCACCGCCCAAACAUGGAACCACCUCCCUCCAGUUAAUCCUCCUCCUAUCCGACACAUUUUGUUUUGUUUCUUUUUGGAUAGUUUAGACAGUUGUGGCUCCUGCGUUCGUAAACGUGACAAUUGACUGGUCCUGUCUGUCCAGGGGGAAAAAAACAAACAAAAAAAACCAAAUAUGUGUCAUCCAAGCCCACCAAACACGAGCUUCGCUUCAAAGUAUCCCACAUCGUCGUGAAGCUGCAAAGUGUUCACACGGAUGGUUUUGCUCACGAGAUGGGACUGAUUGUUCAGUCAGCAUAUUAACCAUCAAUGUCAUUGACAUCUUUAUUGGGAUGGGGGAGUCCCUCUCUGAAUGUUCUGAACUCCCGUUUUCACACCAUUGUCGUCAUUAGGCCGAAUAAGUCCUGCAGGAAUUGUGUAUCCACAGCGUGGGUCUAGCUCCCAAAGCUAACGUCAUGUUGUUCUUCUUACUUAAGACGGCAAACUAACUGAGACAAAAGCAACAGCGCCUCUGCUGGUUACGGCCAAGCGGUGCACUCCAUUUUUGCCUCCAUUGCACUAAGGCGCGAUCAGUUUAUUCUGCGGGAUUGGCGGAAUUCACCAUUAUUCGAUCGGUAUACCCUUCGCCAUUUAGUAGGUUAACUAGCGCUGCGGAUCGCCUAUGCCUGCAAAAAUGUGGAAUUCAAUUUUCCUGCUACCACAACACCAAAAGUGUAAUCUUGACAUGUCGUUCAAUCAAAAGCAUAUACCGGUAUUUCCAAAAUUGGCCCUUUUUUCACACACACAAAAAAAAAAAAAAAACAACCACCUUUUUCAGAUUUACAGUUUUUCACAUUUGAUGGUGCGUCAGCAAAUUUCACCGCCGUUCUUCGCCCACACACAAUGACAACAACUCGAAUUUGCAAAUUAGCGUUGUCCAUCUGUUGAGUAAAUGUUUCAAGUUGUAUCAUUUUCUUCCUAUAUUCUUAAAAUAUUUUUUCAGAUAAAUCAUAAGAGUUUUUGUUUUAUGGCGAGUCAUCAAACUUCGCUCGAUUCACAUAGCAUAACGAAAACUUAAAUUGUUUCCUCACGUAGCAUGUUGCUAAGUGAAAUUGGAUUCAUGUUUUUUGGGAUAAAAGCAAACAAAUUUGGCAGUGCUGGUACGUGCUUUUUUUUGGUCAGGAAGAUAAUUCCUUUCAGGUUUUUGGCACCGAUGCCACUGACCCCUCUCUCAUAAGAGCACUUAAACGGCGGAUUACCGAAGAUUAGUAGUCACUUACCUGAUCAGAUAUGGUAUCAUGGUUUUCCCCGAUGCAGAUUUAGCCCCUGCGCUGCGUUAAUGGAUUUUUGUGAGAGGACAAAGGGUGAGCGUUUGGCUAUGCGGUCCAUUGACGUCGGCGAACGUAAUUCUUAUCAGCGGAACACGGCGUGGACGCUUUGAACGCUCCAGACCAUGUGCCUUCUUCCCCAAGAACUUACUAAUACAUCACCGUCGAGACUGGAUCGUUAUCCUAUCGUAUUUGUGCCACUUUCCCAAAGAAACGUUGUCUUAAACUAGCAUAAUGACUGAAAACCGACUAGCCAGCUAGCUAGAUAGAUAGCAAUUAAAAUAUUAACAAAGUGGUCCAAGCAAAAUUUUUUGGGUUUCCGAUGAUACCAGGAAAAGUUGUCUUAAAAAUAGCCAAAUAACUGGAAACCAACUAGCCAGCGAGUCAACCAACUCUCCAAGUAAAGAGAGAGAAAUCUAAAUAUCAACAUAGUGGUCCAAGCUAUUUUUUUGCUCUCUAGUUUCCCAGUCUUCAUGCUAAGCUGUUUGCUUACAUAAAAGCAUAAUAAACUGUCCAUCAGCUCAUCUUUUAACAUUGCACAUUUUUUGUCGCUAACCAUCCUAAGCUCCCUAACGCAACACGUUUUCUUGUCUGUAAAUAAAGCUACAGUGUUAUAUCCUCUGCGAUGCUAAAAGAGAGCUAACGUCAAUAGCCGCGUGAUCCGUGGCUCCACUUUACUCCAGAAAGACCAAACAACAUAAUCAUGCCAAAGUAAUCCUCCUAAUAAAUUGAUAUGGUGACACUUUAUGGAUGGACAUUACACGAGAACCUUAUGCUAAAUAACCGCAUUGAAUUCUUAGCUCCGAGUUACAACAGCAUUUAAUGAAUAAUGAUGGAUUUAGUAUUACUCAGAAAUUAUAUAUAUAUAUAUAUAUAAUUUUUUUUUUUUUUAUUUGGUCAUUUGAUUUCAUACAAAGGCGGAGUUCAGUUGCGGAAUGAAUACUAUUUCGCGCUUGCGUACUUGGUGAAGUCGACCAAUGAAUUUUCUGCCUUUGGAGGUAGCAUCACAUGCCUCUUUUACACUGCCUUUAAAAGCUGUAAUUUCCCCCAAUUUUAUGCUGGUCAUUGUUCUGAAAUCGGCGGGACAAAGUUCACCCUGCAGUUCUACGCAAAGACGGAAAAAAAACGGUGUUUUUCCACAUCACUGUUCUGUAUAAAUUGCAUCAACACGGAAAUGGGAGGAAGUAGUCAACCUGGCAAUUUUCCAUAUUUGAAGGUAGUGUCAGAUGGUACUUUUACAAUACCCUUAAAUUUAUAAAUUGUUCUUUUUCAUUUUUGUUCCAGAAUUUCCUAUCUUUUUCUGCGAUGAACUGUAAAAAAAUGUUCCGCAUGUAAAAAAAACCGGUCGUUUUUCGUGUCUCCGGAGAAUUCGGGCCCGGCAAAUUUUCCGCCUUUAGGGGUAGUAACAGAUUUGGGGCUAUGUGUAUUUGGUCAUACCGGAACAGGAGUGUGAAGUUCAACAGCCGACACUCACUUCUCCCGCGCUGUUGUGUCGAAAGCAAUUAUCCCGACAGUUGCUGAUCUAUCGGAUUGCUGUGUCUCUGUGUGAAAGCAGCCAGCAAGGUGGACAAAUUGCAUUUUGCGGGCUCUCUGUGUGAUGUUGAAUGACAGUGUGAGCGCCACCUGUCUGUCAAAGACUGUCACUGUUUUCCUGCUGCUCCAUCCAGUACACAUGACCACUAAUAAUCGGUCAAUCAUUGUGAUGAACAUACCGUAUCUGCAGCUUUAAUUUAGCCGCCUUAAACCACAUCUUGCCAAUCAGAAUAUAUAGGCCUCACUAAAGGUUGGGGACAUUGGGUGUUUCCCACUUCUAUGUCUUUCUGUGACUCUUCCAGUCUCUCUAUACCUCUGUUGCAACCUGUUGAUGACAUCAUCAGCACCUGAGAUCUGACCUGGGGUGAAAGAGAAGUGGCACUAAAACAGGCCAAAAUCCAAAUGUCAGGAGCGUAUAGUAUCAUCUUGAGGUUGCAACAGAGAGACCGGAAGAUUCACAGAAAGGCCUAAAAUCUCGAACUUUUUGUGAAUAGUGUGUACCAGUAGUUGGUAGAGGCUUUUAUUUUGAGAGCACACAGCAUCUUGCAAUAAUGACGCUUUUUCAAUUCUAAUAAUCCUCUGUGAAUUGAUCAGUAAGGAUGUUUUAUAUUAGCUAAUACAUGACUAAUACUGCUUUAAUUACGUCAUUAUGUCAAGAUCCUUUACUGCUGUGCUGUUUUGAAAAAAAGAAAUUCAUUGUCACUGUACAAGCAAUAAAUCAAAGUUGGCCAUAAUGCCCGGUGGUAAUUUCUGAGGAAUCUUUACCCCUUCAUGAUGAUGAAAUCGAGCACCGUCGAAGUAAAAAUCACCUAAAAUACUUUUCAACGGUUUUGUCCUUGCUCACAUUUUCCAUGCAAUAAGGUAAUAUUUCUUGUACACCAACUUAAAGGCUUUUAUGUCAAAUAUGGUUUUGAAACCCGUUAACACUCAAUUGGUGAGCACUGGAGUUAAUUUACAAAAAACAAUAAUGUGGUAGCAUGAUGUACAACAUGCAUUGGAACCACUUCAUAUGUAAUUAUCCCUUGAUUGUCUGGCAAAAUAUGUACCAUUUAUAUGUACAUAAUUUUGUUUUAAAAGGAAAACAAUUUUGGAAAUCUGAAAAUGGGAGCAAAGACAAAAAAAUAAUUUUUGAAGCUAUAUGAGCAAAUGAGAACGAGAGCGGGCAAACUUUAUUUUUGUCAUUUUGCAGGAGAGUGAGUUUUAUGGCUGCAAUAACAUCCGGAAGAUUUAUAUGGCAAUUAUUACUUCUUCUGGACACGUGUUUUUAUUAGGCAUUUUGAAAUGAUGACACUUAUCCAUAACUGAGGUACUGUCAUCAUCUUUGUCGUGUCGUAGGUCAGAUCAUCUGGGUUGCCCGAAAGAAAUGAUUAAAGUUAAAAAAUGGAGUUAGCCCACUCUAGUCCUCUGUGGCUCAUUUUGGUUGCGUGUGUAAGAGCCCUUCUUGAAUCUUCACUGUCUAUUUACACAGAAAUGCUUUUUUUCUUCUCUCUGUAAGCAAUAAUGCGUUGGGGAAAAAAAAAAUGUAAAGUUCUCCGGGGGUUUGUCUGGUGGACAAAACCUGCGCGCUCUGAACACAAAGCCCCCGUGAUGAUGUGCAGGUUAAGUUUAAACAAAGUAUUAAAGAAAAAAAAAUAAUCACUACGUGUAUGAUGUGUGUUCCUGUAGUAUAUACAGUAAAUAAAUACGUGUACUGUAACUGGUGACUAACUAUCAUGUAUAUAAAGACUAGAACAACUCCA
Phyllopteryx taeniolatus (common seadragon) is the source of this 7725-nucleotide messenger RNA. It is a transcript of the gene ppm1e, whose product is annotated as protein phosphatase, Mg2+/Mn2+ dependent, 1E. The transcript has 7 exons. Gene Ontology annotation, molecular function: protein serine/threonine phosphatase activity; cation binding. Gene Ontology annotation, biological process: protein dephosphorylation; negative regulation of protein kinase activity. Lineage: Eukaryota; Metazoa; Chordata; Actinopteri; Syngnathiformes; Syngnathidae. The record is from RefSeq and is a predicted model, not a curated record. The coding region runs from base 1394 to 3142 and encodes 582 amino acids.